Molecule: messenger RNA, 2906 nt
Organism: Pieris rapae (cabbage white)
Lineage: Eukaryota; Metazoa; Arthropoda; Insecta; Lepidoptera; Pieridae
Gene: Snx16
Product: sorting nexin-16
Exons: 5
Coding region: 250-1104 (284 amino acids)
Biological process (GO): endosome to lysosome transport; early endosome to late endosome transport; protein targeting to lysosome
Cellular component (GO): extrinsic component of endosome membrane; late endosome; early endosome
Molecular function (GO): phosphatidylinositol binding
Source: RefSeq, a predicted model, not a curated record
AUUUAUAAUUAUUAUUUUUUCUAACGUAGGUUUGACAUUUCUGAGUAAUUAAAAUCAUAUUAUAAUUAUACCAAUUAGCAAUUAUAAGUAACAUCUAGAUUCUAGUGAGUAUUAUACCAAUUAUGCCAUAAAUCAGAGUUCUAAGCUAGAAUUGGAAACACAAAGACAAGUGAAGAAAGUGUUUUUUAUUUCAAUGUGAAAUGUCAAGAAAACAAACAAUAAUAAUUAUAGCAUAUUGAAAGUAGUACUAUGGCGGCAGUGCAAAAAAUGGACAACACUCACACAAGAAACCAAGAAAAACGAGAUGUCAUGAAUAAUGAACUCUCAUCUACAUCUAGUGAAGAAAACCAGAUUUCCGUCAAAGUUUAUAAAAAAAGGUACAAAGACUCUACAUCAGACAACGAAAUGGACAGACGGCUACAACGAAACCACUACAAGUCAAUGGGAAACAUAAAUGAGGGGUUCAGAGAAGGGAAGAGGAACAGUGCCGAGGGAUUCAGGGAAGGGAAGGGAUUUAGAGGAGGAAAAAGAAGUAGUAUCAGUGUGAGUAAUGUGGAUUUGAGCUUGCACACUGAGGAGAUUAAGAAAUUUGAUCGAUUGCAAAUACCAAUUGUUGGAUACGAAGUUAUGGAAGAACGUGCAAGAUUCACAAUAUACAAGUUAAAGGUGGAGGACGACUCUCGGGACCAGUCAUGGCUGGUUUUUCGACGUUAUACAGACUUUGUUCGUUUAUAUAACCGGAUACGAAGUGAACGACCGGAUAUUAUACUACCCCUACCAGGAAAACGUCUCUUUAGAGACAACUUUGAGCCAGCGUUCCUCGAAGAGCGCGUACGCGGCCUACAAGCAUUUAUCAAUUCCGUCCUGAAUAAGCUACCAAACGACUCGACAGUCCGUGAGUUUUUUUGCUUAGACGAACCACCUCAGGUGUUUACCUACCAACCAGAAGUACAAGCGGUAUAUGGAGCAUUGGAAGAUUCUAUAACUACCCUCAAAAUGCAGUUAAAGCAGAAAGAUGCAACUAUAAUGCAUUUACAAAAACAACUCGCUCAAAUGGAGGUCAAAGUUAAGGGGUGUCCAAACUGCUCCAAAGUACAAAUUUAGGUUAGACUGGCUCAUACUCAAUGGGAAUAUUUAUUUUUUGUCAACAGCCAUAUUAAAGUUUCGUUUAUUCCGGUUCGAAGGACCAGGUAACAAGUAACAAACAGGGUUUCAAAUGAAUAUAGUUAAUUGUAGUGAGUAUAGUAAAAUUAUAGUUUGUAAAAAUAACAUGUAUGUCAAAAUAAGAUUUUGCGAAUAGAAUCUCGAAUAGUUAGGUGUAGAUCACUUAAAAAGCAAAUAUUAAGUCCAUCCUAGUGAAUAUGAGCCUUAGUUUAUGCAUUUAUUUUUAUUUUUUUAAUACAUUCAUGAUUAAUUAUUCAUUUAUAGUUUAAAUAGUUAAAACUCACCAAAAAAAUGUAUAAUUUCGUGAUUUUUUAUAAUAUAGUAAAGGUGCUAUGUGCGCAUUUUUACGUGAUUCAUACGAUACUUUAAGUUAUUUCACUGAAAUAUGUAACUUAAUGUCCACUACUGACACUGUCAUCAGAUAUAACUCCCUAGCAAGAGUCUUUUAUGAUGUGAUCAAACAUUUGCUCUUUGCCAUGCGGUUUAGGUUAUUUAAGCAUAUUCGCAUAUUACAGCCUUGAAUGUUUUACAAGUUCAGCCUGCCACACUCCCGAAUGUAUGACACAAUUGGAUGUACAUCUUGUUCUCAAGCUCUAGUGGUUGUGAAUGUAAUUGAUAAUGUAGUAUUCAACUAUAUUUUUAAACUCAAACAACGAAGCAAACAUUUGCUAUUUAAAAAAAAUAUAUAUUUACAUGUGCUUUAAAGGGUCGCACUCGCCCUAAAACAAUACCGCACUUAAUAAAAUGGAGACAUCCACUAAGAAAUAAAAUGUAUGUAUGUGCCCCGCCAGAAAGGUUUAUAAUCUCUGACAUGUCAAAAAAUGAUAGCUGUCUCCUGACACCGAAUCCUUUCUACGGAAGUAAAUGAAUUGAAAAUCGGAAUUUGGAGGUAUAUAUUUUAAAGCGUGUCUUUUAUUUUUUGUGUUGGCUGAACUUGUGUACCCAUGAGGAAUUCGGAGUUUUCUUAAUCGGCACUUACCUGCAUAUUAAGAAAAAUGUAUGAUCGCGAAACAUAUACAUACAUUUGAGGUUCAUAGCUUAAAGAUUAUUUGUCUAUGGUUUACUAUAACUAUAUUUGUUGACUCUUAUCAUUUAAAUAUCAAAUAAAAGUAUCAUAGUGGAUGUUAAGUUCGAAUGUUUGUACAAAUAUUGUUAGGAUAGAAGGUCAUACUUAGUGGUCUUUAAACAGUUAAGUAUAUUAUUCAUGAUAAUUAUACCUUUAUGAGUGGAAAAUUAUUUCGGUAGAUUUUAAUAUAGCAAACUUAGAUAAAACAUAUUAUACCGUACCAUAAGUGUUAACAUACCGAAUUCUAGUAAUAUUUUAAAUGACCACGCCCAUAGAUUAUAUUAUUGUCAGGCCUAAUAUAUAUACAGUGUUGUGAUAAAUAAACCUAUGUACAAGCAAUAAAGUGCCUUAUAUGUACAAUUUUACUAUGGUUAAAAUGUAGUUUUAAGGUGUUAUUAAAAUAUUAUUACAAUAAUUUCAUAGUAAUGGAAAACUAUAAGAGUGAUAUCUAUUUAGUAAGUUGCGGUAAGACGAUGUCUAACACACCAUGUUGCCGUUUGUUAAUUUUACAAAUUCUUAGAUACAGAAAAUGUCCAUAUUUCGUCGCUAUCAUUUGUUUUUCUCUCUAUUCAUAAUAAUUGAUGAAUUAUCUAAAAUGUUGUGUAUUUACCGUUUAUUACAAUAAAAAAUAUAUUAUACAAUGACGUUUUUUACUUAAGCCACCUGUAAAUUUUAU